This is a messenger RNA of Mercenaria mercenaria, 3504 nucleotides long. RefSeq names its product glycine receptor subunit alphaZ1-like. Gene Ontology annotation, molecular function: chloride channel activity; extracellular ligand-gated monoatomic ion channel activity; neurotransmitter receptor activity. The record is from RefSeq and is a predicted model, not a curated record. Gene Ontology annotation, cellular component: synapse; neuron projection; membrane. Bases 506 to 1792 code for a protein of 428 amino acids. The transcript is spliced from 10 exons. Lineage: Eukaryota; Metazoa; Mollusca; Bivalvia; Venerida; Veneridae. Gene Ontology annotation, biological process: chloride transmembrane transport; chemical synaptic transmission; regulation of membrane potential.
AUAGGUAAUUUACGAUUUCGAAAAUCUUAUAAAACAUUUUAAGAAAAAUGAAUCUUCAUCAGUUGCACAAUUUUGUUCCAGCUUUUUUUUUUUAAUUUUUCUUUUUUUUUUUUUGUGGAGCAGCUGCUUUUUUGACGCAGUCGUUUACUAUAUGCUUCGGGGAUCAUGAGAACGUACGAUUAUCUAUUGUUGCAUCUGUAAGCGAAGCAUGUGUUACAGAUCAACAUGUUCGUAACAGAAUGUGUUGGUUACGAAAACAGAAUAAGUUUAAUAAAUAAUUUAAUGCAUGUUCCCAUGUAAUGCAAUUAUUAUUAGUAGCGUGUAUAUGGUUCAACCUAAUCGAGAUAUUUGCGGCACGUUGAAAUACAUAAACUAAUUAUGUGAGAUACUUUUCAUUUUGUAAUGUGGAUUGAGUGACAGGAACCUAAUAUCGACUUGAAAACAAUGCCACUGGUGAUGUGGUAUUGGCAGCAACAAAGACAUGAGACCAUCCUAAAUCACCACCAUGACGAAGUUAGACGUUGUAUUGUUCAUCCACACGCUUUUCGUCCUCGUACAAUACGACUGUUUAUGUGAUAAACUUCCUGUAAAAGCAGCAUCACCAGUUGCAGCCGGUGCCAGGUCUCAAUACCACACUAUUUCUAAAUCUUACAGACAAAGAACCCUCGAUGAAUUACUAAACAACUAUGACCCAAGGAUACCUCCAAACUACGAAGACGAUUUUCCAGUGACAGUUCUUGUGCAGCUUCAUAUUACAAAUAUAGACAGUAUCAGUGAAUCUAGUAUGGACUAUUCAGUUGGACUGUUUCUGCGACAAACUUGGAACGACAGCAGACUCGCGUAUCGGAAAAUUCCCAAACUCAGGUCCUUGGAACUUGAUUCACGCCUAAUGGACAACAUCUGGGUUCCUGAUUUAUUCAUUGCCAAUGAAAAAGAUGCUCGAUUUCAUUUAGUUACAGUGCCGAAUAAGCUUAUGCAUAUUUAUCCAGAAGGACGGGUACAAUACAGUGUAAGAAUAUCUGCGACAUUACAGUGUAAUAUGGAUCUGAGGAAAUACCCACUUGAUUCACAGAUAUGUUAUGUCAUGAUGGAAAGCUACGGUUACAGUACAGAUGUUCUUCGAUUUCGAUGGAAUCCUAGCCCAGUAUCCAGAGACUCGAGGCUGCAGUUAGCCCAAUUUGAGCUUGGCGAUAUGCGAACGUAUCAAUGUGAUAAACAAUACGUAGCAUUAAAUUACACCUGCAUCACAUUGGACUUUGAGCUGAAGAGAAGUUUUGGCUACUAUAUAACACAGAUAUACAUUCCGAGUAUACUGAUUGUUUGCCUUUCAUGGGUCUCAUUCUGGCUGGACAUGGAUGCUGUACCUGCUAGAAUAUCUCUGGGAUUAUUGACUGUCCUUACCAUGACCACACAAAGUGCUGGCGCUCGAUCAUCUCUUCCUAAAGUUUCCUAUGUUAAAGCAAUCGACAUCUGGAUGGCAACAUGUUUGCUGUUUGUAUUUGCCGGUUUGAUAGAAUUUGCAUAUGUAAAUGUGCAUUCACGUGUGGAAAAACGUCGACGUCAGAGCUGCGUUGGGUCUCACAAACAAAAUAAUGGAAACGAUCCUGACAAUGAGGCUGAUUACGAAAAGAGACAGCAGUCAAGAUUCCGAAUGUUUAUGCCAAGCAGAGAAAAAGCCAGGACAUGUGAUCGAAUAUCAAGAAUUGCUUUUCCUAGUGUUUUCUUUGUGUUCAAUGUUAUUUACUGGUGUAUUUAUGCAAUAUGGACACCGGAAAAUACCACAUUUUCUUGAAAUACAGUCGACUUAAAAAAUUCUGAUUAAUCAAAAGUCCAACAUAAACAAAUGUUUGAUGGUAAUGCUCAGUCUUCAGAGUUUGAGUAGAUGCUAGUUCUAUUACGUUCAGUAUAGAUGAUUUGAGAGUUGCAUACCUUCCACAGGGAAGGAAACAAUAUUGAGUGAUACAUCGAUAUAUUUAGUGAUAAUUUGACAUUUCAAAGAGAACCAUUGCUAACAUGUAUUCAGAAUUCUUAAAUUAUAAUGCGACAUGUAUGACUAUUUAACAAUUUUGUUACGAUUGAAAAAUGGAUAAAUACUUAUUUUAAUAUGCCUAACAAUGCUUUAAUCAUCACAAUGAUAUUAUGUUGACGUCAGGUCGAGGUGAUAUUUAAUGCAAUCGAAAAAUUGCACUUUUAAAUUUGAUCAAAUAUUUCACUUAAAAACAUGUUUAAAACGAAAUAUCACAUAACUGUCUAAAUAAAUUUACACACUUUCUGGGUUGUUUAUUGGCUGUGCAGAAUAAUUCGCCACCAUUUACGCGCUGAUGGAACUUUAUUACUUUUUCCGGUCCUGACGUACAUAAACAAGGUAGCGUGACGACCUACCAUUUGACGCCAUGCACCAAUAAACAGUUCUAUCAUAUUUAUCUACAUUUUACAGUAAAAGAUAUAUAAGAAUCGAAACAAUUAAUAGCACAAUCGUGUUUUAUUUAUACACUCGGGCGCUUAUACGUCGUACAAAAUGAUUUCACUCAGGCUGCGCUCUCGAGAAAUUAUUACGCCCGACGUAUAUCCGUCAAUCGUGUAUAAGUAGUGCUAGAACAUGGGUUUUUUUUUCAAGUGUAGAUCUGUUUAAUAGAUAAAGGCAUCAAGGCUAUCCGAAAUUGUAUCAAACACAGACUGACACUUACUAGACAUUAUAGAAUUGUUUCAAAAGUUGGAGAACCGUUUUCCUUGUAUGCUGGACGGGAUUUUUCCCGUGUUUUCGUCCGUCAAACAGCCUGGCCUGUAAGAUGACUCGCAUGCUGUAAUUUAUGACUGAAUUUGUAAAUUCAUACGCUACUAUAACAAAAUAGUGCUUAAACGAAAGGCUUUCGUUUUUUUCUUCCAUUAUUUGAAGAAAUACGGUAUGCAAGAGAAAGAGCAAACAAUUACCCUCGAGCAAGAAAUGUCUGUCAAAACCUUUUAUCAGUGGAGAUAUUACCUGUCUGUUCUGUUUUAAACAGAUUGAGUACUAAAAGUAUUGCUUACUUACUAGCUGCAGAUAAUCGAGUUCAAAUAAUGGUGAUGAUACUUUUAAUUAUCCAGUAACUACAUGCACAUGUUAUUUAAUAUCAUGCUCCUAUUUAGAAUAAUAAAACUAAGGAUCAGUUAUACAUACUGGUAGGGCUAUUAGCCUGUUUUUUUUAUACAAAUUGAAAAACAUGACAAAAACACACAUAUAUAACGUGUACACAAUGCUGUCGCAAAAGGCAAAAGCAUAAAUGUCAACGUGAACAGACCAGACGACAAUAUAUAUUUAUUUACAACAAUGAUGUUUAGAAAUGUUUCUGCAGAAAACGAAUCUUUUGAAUCAAUAAAAUGAAACACUGGUAAAUUUAUAUGCUUCCAGAAUCUUCGUACUUAACCUAUCAUAAUUUUGUUCUAUAAGUUAAAUGAAUAUACCAAAAUGCAAGUGUUUUAUUGACUUUUGUAAACGUAUGAAAUAAAUGUGACACAGUAGGAUAC